AUGUGGGUUCUGAAGCUGUCGUUGAAGACGAUGUCAGGUCUCAUCGGUUUUUCUCCAGCUACAUUACCGCAUCUCAGCUUUUUUGGAUCAGAAGAAUCUAACAUGAGAACGGAUCCUGAGACACUCAGAAACAGAGCGGUUUUACCUGGUGAAAGUGAAACCACACACCGUUAUUCAACUGCGUCAAGAGAACAAACGGAUACAGAGACGCAAGGAGAGAACAACAAUGUGUUCCAAACCAAGAAACGGAGAAGAGCUUUGUGGAAAGCAAGUGUUUAUUCAAUGACACUUGGAAUGCUAAUAUCUCUGCUAAUGGGUUUAAACAUGUCUUGGACUGCAAUAACCGCGGCUCUAGCUCUCGUCGUUCUUGAUUUUAAAGACGCAAGGCCAUCUCUAGAGAAGGCGAAAAUCGACCAAGCCAAAGGAACCACGGUUCUGGCACUUGUGAUUCUUGUCCUCUCCAAUGUACCAACCGUGCUUCCGUUGGGAGCUAGAGUGGCGGCGGCUGCAGGGGAAGAGGAGAAGAAGGCGUGGGUGAGCACAGUGACUAGAAACUUCUCGUUGCUUGGUUCAGAAGCAAACUUGAUAGUUUGUGAGCAAGCUCGUAGAGCAGUGAGCUAG
Molecule: messenger RNA, 621 nt
Organism: Brassica napus (rape)
Lineage: Eukaryota; Viridiplantae; Streptophyta; Magnoliopsida; Brassicales; Brassicaceae
Product: silicon efflux transporter LSI3-like
Exons: 3
Coding region: 1-621 (206 amino acids)
Source: RefSeq, a predicted model, not a curated record